Messenger RNA from Clupea harengus (Atlantic herring), 2651 nucleotides. It is a transcript of the gene ush2a, whose product is annotated as usherin. The coding region runs from base 1 to 2568 and encodes 855 amino acids. Lineage: Eukaryota; Metazoa; Chordata; Actinopteri; Clupeiformes; Clupeidae. Gene Ontology annotation, molecular function: protein binding. The transcript has 15 exons. The record is from RefSeq and is a predicted model, not a curated record.
AUGUCUCUGUAUGGUAUGAGGUAUGAGGUGCGUGUGGAGGCGUGUACCCUGCUGGGCUGUGCUGCCAGUGACUGGGCCUCAGUGCUGACUCUGGAGUCGCCCCCUGCUGGUCAGCCUGCGCCGCUGCUGGAGCUGCAGCCGGAUCCCGAGGGCAUCCAGACGGUGUUCCUGCUGUCCUGGUCUCCCCCGGCAACGCCCAACGGCCGGCUGCUGCACUACGAGCUGCUGCGGAGGGAGGUCCUCCAGGGAGAGGCCGUCACCUCGGCCGUCAGGGUCUACCACAACGCCUCCGCCAGCUACCGCGACACCAACCUCACGCCCUACACCGCAUACGAGUACCAGGUCUAUACCGACACCAACCUCACGCCCGACACCAACCUCACGCCCGACACCGCAUACGAGUACCAGGUCUGCAUCAACCUCACGCCAACCUCACGCCCUACACCGCAUACGAGUACCAGGUCUAUACCGACGCCAACCUCACGCCAACCUCACACCCGACGCCAACCUCACGCCCUACACCGCAUACGAGUACCAGGUCUGCAUCAACCUCACGCCAACCUCACGCCCUACACCGCAUACGAGUACCAGGUCUAUACCGACACCAACCUCACGCCCGACACCAACCUCACGCCCUACACCGCAUACGAGUACCAGGUCUAUACCGACGCCAACCUCACGCCCUACAACGCAUACGAGUACCAGGUCUAUACCGACACCAACCUCACACCAACCUCACACCCUACACCGCAUACGACAACCUCACGCCCUACACCGCACACGAGUACCAGGUCUGCACCAACCUCACACCAACCUCACGCCCUACACCGCAUACGAGUACCAGGUCUAUACCGACACCAACCUCACACCAACCUCACGCCCUACACCGCAUACGAGUACCAGGUGUGGUCUGUGAACUCUGUGGGGCGCGCGGGGAGCCCCUGGGCACGGGGUCGCACCGGUCCUGCCCCCCCCGAGGGCAUCGGGGCCCCCGCCUUCCUGCGCGUGCACGCCACCUCCGCAGUGGUGGACAUCAGCCCCCCCGCACGACCCAACGGCAUCGUCAGCCUCUACAGGGUCUUCGCCCGGACCAAGGACACGGACCUGCUGCUGUCUGAGGGCACGUCCCGUCAGCAGACCCUGCACGGCCUGCUCCCCUUCACCGUGUACUCCGUGGGGGUGGAGGCCUGCACCUGCUUCCUGUGCUGCAGCCGCGGGCCCCUGACGGAGCUGCGCACCCAGGCCUCCGCCCCCACCCAGCAGCCCCCCCCGCGCCCCGUCGCCCUCACCUCACGCUCCGCCCUGGUCGAGUGGGACGAGCCCCUGCACCCCAACGGCAUCAUCGAGAGCUGUGAGCUGCACCUGCGGACGUCCUGCCCCCAGCCGCUGCAGCCGCUGCCCCAGGUGUGCUCUCAGGGCCCCGUGGAGACGCGCUUCUUUGGCAAGGGCCACGCCUUCAACGUCAGCGGCCUGCUGCCCUACGCCGCCUACGGCCUGCGCGUCGUCUCCUUCAACAACAUGGGCAGCACCGGCUCCAGCUGGGUCACCAUCAACACCCUCAAAGAGGGUAAGGAGAGCCUACCACACACACACACACACACACAUUACUCGUCUCCUUCAACAACAUGGGCAGCACCGGCUCCAGCUGGCACCGGCUCCAGCUGGGUCACCAUCAACACCCUCAAAGAGGCCCCCCAGUAUAAGGAGGCGUUCGUGAUCCAGAGUAACCUGACUGCGGUGUUCCUGGACUGGAGUCGGUCCUUCUCCCUGAACGGGCCCCUGAGAGACUACAUGCUGACAGAGGGCGGCCAUCUUCUCUACAGCGGCUUCCACAACGCCCUGCAUGUGCCACGCACAUCAGACAAGACCUUUGCCUUCCAGGUCACCUGCACCACAGACGCUGGCAGCAUCAGCUCCCCCAUCAUCAGAUAUAACUCCGCCACGGGUGUGGGCCCCGUCCAGCCCACCGACGGGGGGAAGACGGGGCUCCACGGCGUGCCGUACCCCUUCCACACGGAGCUGUGGUUCAUCAUCCUCAUGAGCCUAGUGGGCCUGUUCCUGCUGGCGCUGCUGGUGGGCCUGGUGCUCAGGAAGGCCCUCAGGAAGGCCCCCUUCGCUCGAGAGCGCCCCCCUCUGGUGCCCCUGCAGAAGAGGACCCCGAGCUACCCCGCCGGCGACUCCUACCUGAAGCCCUGUCCUAAACAUGCCUCUAGCCACAGGCCAUCUAUCAGUAAGCCCAAGGGCUUCGUGGACACCAAGAUAGGCGGUACCCCCUCUCGUUCAGGUCGCCAUGGAUACCCGACCACCAUGUCUGUGCUGCGCGUGCCGGCCCAGGCCCAGCUGAGCCACGGGUACUCCCAGAAUUCCCUGCACCGCAGCGUCAGUCAGCUGAUUGACACCACGGACAGGAAGUCCCUGAUGGACGACGGGGUGUGGAACACUGAGGUGCAGGGCACAGACAGUGGCAUGUUCAUCGGAGACGAGGAGCUUGUGGAAACCAUCAAAGGGCUCAGCUCUGUGGGAUCAGUCAGGAAGGAACACACCAUGUUUACAGACACCCACCUGUGAUCGGGAACACACACCCUGGUGGACACACACACACAUACUCAGACUUACAUUAUAUCACAUAUACUGUAUACGCACAUACAAAC